Molecule: messenger RNA, 1303 nt
Organism: Juglans microcarpa x Juglans regia
Lineage: Eukaryota; Viridiplantae; Streptophyta; Magnoliopsida; Fagales; Juglandaceae
Product: serine/arginine-rich splicing factor SR45a-like
Exons: 7
Coding region: 141-1166 (341 amino acids)
Biological process (GO): positive regulation of mRNA splicing, via spliceosome
Cellular component (GO): spliceosomal complex
Molecular function (GO): RNA binding
Source: RefSeq, a predicted model, not a curated record
CCCUCCCUAUAAAUACUUUCCACUCUCUAAAUUAAUAAUAUUUACUCCACAUAAACUAGCUGUGAAAUAGCGAGGGUGAUUCCAGUCUCUGCGGUUGCGUGCAAAACUCGAAGGGGAAGGUUUCUGUGCCAUCGGUCGCUAUGAUGUCCAGAAGGUCAAGGUAUUCUCGCUCUCCUUCACCGCACAGGCGGUACAGGAGGUCUGUCUCGAAGUCUGUGUCAAGGUCACGGUCAAGGUCGAGGAGUCUUUCGAGUGAUGUGGAAAAUCCUGGUAACAAUCUGUAUGUGACAGGAUUGUCACCUCGAAUCACAAAGAGAGAGCUUGAGAAGCAUUUCGCAAGUGAGGGAAAGGUGAUGGAAGUUCAUCUUGUAGUUGAUCCAUGGACCAGAGAAUCCCGUGGCUUUGGGUUUGUUACAAUGGCUAGUCUUGAGGAGGCUGAACGCUGUGUUAAGUAUUUGAACCAUUCUGUACUUGAAGGCCGUGUGAUUACAGUGGAGAAGGCUCGGAGGCGAAGAGGGCGAACGCCUACUCCGGGAAGGUAUCUUGGACUGAGAACAAUUCACGUGCGCCAUAGAUCUACCAGCUACUCUUCUCGUCGAUCUCCCAGCUACUCCCCUCGGCGAUCUCCCAGUUAUUCUCCUUACACAAGGGGCUGGAGCCGAUCGCCACGUUACUCAUAUGAACGUAGUAGGAGUAGGUCAUACUCCCCAAUAACCGUCGGAGGAGGUCAUACUCCCCCUAUUAUGACCGGCGGAGGUCAUACUCUUCUUACUACAGACGCAGAUCAUACUCACGGUCACAAUCCCCUUAUAGCAGAUCACCUGUCAGCUGGCGUGAUCGGUCUUACUCACCAGAUGACCGAUACAGUAGGAGGCACCGCUAUCGUUACCGUUCUGUCUCUCGAAGUGUGUCACCAAGGCCAAGGAGGAUGUCAAAGAGAAGCUACUCUAGCAGUGUCUCACCCAGGCCAAGGAGCUCUAGAAGGAGCUACUCAAGAAGCCCUACCCCUAGAGCAAGGAGCUGCAGGAGGAGGAGUUGCUCUCGAAGCAUUUCCCCUAAACUUAAGAGCUCUAGGAAGACGCCAUCAUCAAGGCGUGGGUACUCGAGAAGCUAUUCUAGGAGUCCGAGUCGAAGUUCAAGGUCUGUUAGUUCAAGGACUGAUUUAGAGUGAGAAACAUUCUCUCUGCCUAUCUUACUCUUUUACCUAGUUAGGGAUUCUGGUCCUAUGGACAAGUAGUAUAUACUCUGUAUAUCGGAGAAUCUUAUGGUUUGUCUUAUAAUAACAUUCGACUUCUAUUAUAAA